AUGGCAAUGCCAAUGACAUCCAGGAAAAGGCUGGGUGACAACCGCAAACCAUGUGGUGAUGACUGGAGAGACAGCAUCCAGAGAAUUGAAAGUGGACCUUCGAAGAGCCUCUACAUCAAACCGGGGCAACAAUCCUUAAAAAGAGGAAGUGGAAAGAGACAACAUUGUGUACAAAAAUCUGUGUGUAGAAAAAAAAAUAGAAAGAGAAAUAUGCACGCUUUGGUGAACGCCUUCAUGCGCUGCCUCUCCUUCCUCUUGCCUCCCUCUUGGCUUUGUGUCAGCUUUUGCUUGCGGAUUGGGAAUGAAUGCGAAGAGACGCUGCCGCGGCCCAAUCCCAGAGCUCGUUUCAAAAGCAGAAAGCCUCUUACAUAUGAGGAAGUAGCAGGGGCAGCAGUAGCAGCAGUAGAAGCACAAGGAGGCUCCAGCCCGUCGGUCUCACCAGGUCCAGGCUGCGUCUCGCUGGCUGCUACAAGCCCCGCUGCUCCUCAGGGCCCUCCGUCGGGUCGGAUCUGGAUCGGGGGUCUCUGGCGAGCCGUGGAGCGCGUCUUCGGAGCCCCCUGGGUGCUUCUCCGCCAUCACUGGUGCCCGUGGAAGCGUCGAGCAGCUUUACGCACCCCGUAUCCUGUCUGUGCCUUCGAGUCGAGCGAGAUAACAAGCUUCCAGGGAGGCUCUGCUGCUGCCGCUGCUGCUACAACCGACCGAGGGAAGGCAGCGGGUGGAAGCACCUUGACUUAUCCGAGCAACAUGAGUGGGUCCGCAGGGAUCCCCGAACCGAACCCAGCGGAGCGCGCCUCGGAUGCGUCAGCUGAGCAGGGCAUAGAUGAGGUAAUCACCGUGGAUCAGCACUCGCAGGAGAUGGGCACGGUGACGAUAACAGUGGCUAUUCAAGCGGCAGAGGACGAGGAACCCGAAGAAUUGUCAUCCAACAAUAUUGACUUCCUCGGAGGCAGUUGUAGCGAGGACGAAAUCGGAAGACACGACAAAUCGAGUGGUGCGGGGACCAGUGGAGGGGAGUUGGAGGAGGAGAGCUGGCAGCCCCCAGAUCCAGAGCUCAUUCAAAAGUUGGUUGCUCAGAUCGAGUACUACCUGUCCGAUGAGAACCUGGAGCAUGAUGCCUUUCUGCUCAAACACGUCAGACGCAACAAGCUUGGGUUUGUCAGUGUCAAGUUGCUCACCUCAUUCAAAAAGGUGAAGCACUUGACUCGUGACUGGAGAACAACUGCUUAUGCUCUGAGACACUCAAAGAUACUUGAGCUGAACGACGAGGGGCGGAAGGUGCGACGCAAGUCCGCAGUGCCAGUCUUUGCCAGCGAGUCAUUGCCUAGUCGCAUGCUUCUGUUAAGUGAUUUGCACAGGUGGCCAGAGCUGGCUGCUCUCGCAGGAGUCACUAAGGAUAAUGGAAGCAGUGAGGGAGGAGCCACUCAGCAGGAGCAGCUGAUGAAGCUGUUGCUUAAAGCGUUCGGAACAUACGGCACCAUCGCUUCUGUCAGAGUCCUGAAGCCUGGUAAGGACCUGCCGGCUGACCUAAAGAGGCUGAGUGGCCGCUAUGCCCAGCUAGGUGCAGAGGAAUGUGCCAUUGUUGAGUUUGAGGAGGUGGAGGCUGCUGUGAAAGCCAAUGAAGCUGUGGGGUGUGAGGACGGAGGGGCCAGUUUGCUGGGUUUGAAGGUGGUCCUGAUUGGCACCAAGCCGCCCAAGAAGAAAGUACCUAAAGAACGGCCGCGCGAGGAGGGAGGGAUGCGCAAAAGUCGCUCGCUCAACAGCAGAGUACGAGAGCUUCAGUACCACGGGGAUGACUCGGCCUGCAGCUCCUCAGAUACAGAGAGCACUCCCACAUCACCCAGGCUAGCCAGAAAGUCCCAGUCCUGCAACAAGCUCAGCCCCACCACUGCAGGCAUCAGCUUCCAGAACAAUCACCUGAGUCCUGGGUCCCCACGUAACAGCCCCUGGUCAAGUCCUCGUGCCAGCCCGUGUUCUCAGCGUAAAUCUCCUCAUUCCCACAAGUCUCCAUUAGUCAUUGAGGGCAGACUGAGCCCUGAGCCCGGGCGUCGCUGGGCUGAUUACUCUUCGGACAGUAGCCUUACCCCUUCAGGGAGCCCGUGGGUUCAGCGCCGCAAGCAGGUGGCGUCUCAGGAGAGCAGUCCAGUAGGCAGUCCGAUGCUGGGUAGGAAGAUCCAGAACGCAGACGGCCUGCCACCGGGUGUAAUGAGGCUGCCAAGGGGUCCUGACGGAACCCGUGGCUUUCACUGUGUCACUGUUGGUGAGAGGGGAAAGACUGCAGCCACUCAGACUUGAUCUGCGGAGGAUCCUUAUGCAUUCCUUAUCCCCCAGAGAUAAAACGAUGUUGGACAUUUGAGCUGUUCUUGGCCAUGUCACUCAGCCCCCACCCCAUAUUUUGAGACUGUGUAGAUAUAUUUUUGUUGAGUGCAUCGGUUUUCAGUAUUUGUUAUAUUUUUAUACGACGUUUUGAGUUGACAUGGUAACAUUAGAGAUUUACUAAUGGGAAAUUUGAGUGAAUAUGAAUUGAUAUUGGUUUGAGAGGAAACUUCACAGACACCAUUGAAAUGGAACAUUUCACCUCCAUCGCUGUCUGAACUUGUUCUACAUGGAGCGGGUUGGGGAAAGAAUCUCACUUUCUUUUCUUUUGUUUUUUUUCUUUUUAAAUUGAAGUGUCCUCUGUCUUGACGUAUGCGUGUAAAAGCUCACAACAUUGUCUGUGGAUGCUGUGUAAAUGUGUAAGUGGUGUACCUGGCAUAGGCACAUGGAUUUGAUAGAGAUAUCACCAUAUGCCUUUUUUCUCUGUAUUUGUCUACUGUGAGUUCCAUUUUUACAUGCUAUUUAAACUGAGGCCAUAAUCGCUCCACUGCCAUAAAGGUUGGACAGUUGAAAUUUUAUUUUA
Molecule: messenger RNA, 2896 nt
Organism: Scomber scombrus (Atlantic mackerel)
Lineage: Eukaryota; Metazoa; Chordata; Actinopteri; Scombriformes; Scombridae
Gene: larp6a
Product: La ribonucleoprotein 6, translational regulator a
Biological process (GO): RNA processing
Cellular component (GO): nucleus
Molecular function (GO): mRNA binding
Source: RefSeq, a predicted model, not a curated record